Molecule: messenger RNA, 6024 nt
Organism: Thalassophryne amazonica
Lineage: Eukaryota; Metazoa; Chordata; Actinopteri; Batrachoidiformes; Batrachoididae
Product: T-lymphoma invasion and metastasis-inducing protein 1-like
Exons: 26
Biological process (GO): positive regulation of axonogenesis; activation of GTPase activity; small GTPase-mediated signal transduction
Cellular component (GO): synapse; plasma membrane; cytosol
Molecular function (GO): guanyl-nucleotide exchange factor activity; protein binding
Source: RefSeq, a predicted model, not a curated record
AAUUUAUCCAGCUGUAAAAUUAUUUCACCCUUUGCUAUCUUUGUUUCAGAUGCUUGUCGACUGUACUGGUGGCUGCAGGACCUGUCUAUGUGGAAAAUCCCCUGAGUAAUAUGCCAGAGAAGUCAUUACUUUCCUGAAGCUUGUGAAUCAUGGGAAAUGUGGAGAGUCACAAUGGAGCUCAUGUGCUCUAUGGUAAUGAGUGUGGCUAUUUGUCACGUAAGCAUGUGUCUCGCUCUCUUCGCAUCUCCAACAAGCAGUCCAGACGCUCUCGACAUGCUUUGUCUGGAAAAAUACAUCACAGGAAUUCUGAGACAAGCACACGCUCCAGCAGCACCCCAAGCAUCCCACAAUCCCUUGCUGACAAUGGCUUAGAGCCCUUCAACGAGACUAAUAUCCUGCCUGACUUUGGAAGCCCCAUUUGGAUGGACCGUGUGGCCAUGAACCUGCGGCCUGUGUCCUUUCACAAUGACCUGGCCAAUCCCUCCGUGCAUAUGCACAUAACGCUACCAGGGCCUACUGCCGAGGAGGUGCAGGAUGACGACUUGUAUGCAGGUGAGGUGACAUAUCUCCCAAAGAUUCGGGACUGUUCCGUAGAGGCUGUCGGCUUCAAGAAGAAGAAGAGGUCCAAGUCCGCAGACAUGUGGCGAGAGGACAGCUUGGAUUUCUCCCUCUCUGACCUCAGCCAAGAGCAUCUGACCAGUACUGAGGAGAUCAUAGACACGGCCAUUGAGAGAGAUUUCACUGACUGUGACGGCCCCCUGCAAUGCAGUCCCCCAGAUUCGACUGACAGGGCAAACUCCCUGGACGAGCUGUAUAACCAGAAGAGUCCCGUCUGCAGGAAAAGUCAUAGUCGCUAUGCCAAGUGGCAUAACGCCAACAGGGCUGUCGGGGAGGAUGAGAGCGAUAAGAUGCUCUCUCCAUCAGAUGAGGAUGGGAAUGCUUACGGUGCAUACACCCUUCCCUGCCGGCGUUCCCACUGCCUCUCCGAAGGCCUGAGCAGCCACCAACCUGCCUUGUCUGCCAGUAUGAAAGGCAGGAGGGCGCAGACGAUCCAGGAUGUCACAGCUGGCGAGGGCAGCGAGUACGAGGACAGCGGCAUCGACGGGGUGACUGCAGAUAUGCAGCACCAGCCCCGACGCUUCAAAACCAUGUCGGCCUCCUUCUCUGUGGGUUCGGCGGCCAGCAGGAGUGUGUUUGCCGGGAGCGACAGUGGCAGCAGCAGUGGUGGCGGUACUCAUGAGUGUGUGCAAGGUGUUUAUGAGAACUUUCGUCAGGAACUGGAGAUGAGCUCCUGCCAGAUAGAAACCUUGGAGGAGGCAGGGUCAGCCCUGAGCGACGAGCAGAGCACAGUGAGCUCCGCCUACCAGUCUGACCCAUUGCUUGGCAUUGCCCAAGGAAUGGUGCGCAAAGCUGGCAAACUCGCAGUCAAGAAUUUCCUCGUUCAUAAGAAGAACAAGAAAGUGGAGUCGGCCACCAGGCGCAAGUGGAAGAGUUACUGGGUUUCACUGAAAGGUUGCACUCUUUUCUUUUAUGAGACUGAUGGUCGUUCAGUGAUUGACUACAACAGUGUUCCAAAGCAUGCCAUCUGGGUGGAGAACAGUAUUGUCCAGGCUGUUCCAGAACAUCCUAAAAAGGACUUUGUGUUUUGCCUCAGCAACUCUCUGGGAGAUGCUUUUUUGUUCCAGACCUGCAGCCAAACAGAGCUGGAGAACUGGAUCACAGCCAUCCAUUCGGCAUGUGCCACUGCCGUUGCUCGUCAGCACCACAGAGAGGACACAGUGCGGCUGCUGCGAGCCGAACUCAAGAAGCUGGAGCAGAAGAUUGACAUGGAUGAGAAAAUGAAGAAGAUGGGAGAUAUGCAGCUGUCUGCUGUCACUGACACCAAGAAGAGGAAGACCAUCCUGGAUCAGAUCUUCUUGUGGGAGCAGAACUUGGAGCAGUUUCACAUGGAUCUAUUCCGCUUCAGAUGCUACCUGGCCAGUCUGCAGGGGGGAGAGCUGCCCAACCCAAAGCGACUCCUGGCAUUUGCCUCGCGCCCCAACUAAGUUAGCCAUGGGCCGACUUGUAUAUUCUCUGUUUCUUCCUUCCAUGCACUGGUGGCAGCACGCACAGAGAUGGGAGUGAGACGUCGCACACAGGCCAUGUCCCGCUCUUGCAGCAAGCGCAAGAGCAGGUUCUCAUCACUCUGGGGUCUGGACACUACCUCAAAGAAAAAGACAAAAGCCCAUCCCAGCAUCAAUCAGGUUUUUGCUGAUGGUGAAGAGACAGUGAAAAAGCCCACAGAUGGUCUGUAUGCUGAUUCUGCCAAGGAACACACAAAAAGUGAGGAUGGAGCCAUGAAAAGCCUUCCGCGACCGUCUACAGCAAGUGACAUCUGGGUUCCGGACCACCUUACGCCUUCUUGGGUGUGUUUGCCAAAUGAUCAGCCAAUACUAACAACCAUCCAGCCAGGGGAGUCUGCACUGUGCGUCCUGGAAACCAUCUGCAAGGCUCACCAGCUUGACCCCACCAAACACUACCUGCGGCUCAAAUUCCUCAUCGACAGCCAAGUGCAGUUCUACAUUCCCAAACCAGAGGAGGACGUGUGUGACUUGCUUUACAGAGAAAUUGAGCUCUGCCCCAAAAUAACCAAAUUAAUCCAGUUUGACAGAGAUGAAUCAUGCAUGAUUGGUUACGGUUUCUCCAUUUCUGUGGUAGAAGAGGACCAAAUACAGCAGCUCUUCAUCACUGAUGUGAAAGCGGGUGGAUUAGCUUUUGCUAAAGGUCUGAAUGCAGGGGAUGAAAUACUGCAGCUGAAUGGAAAGGACUCUCACAGUCUCAACUUCUCUGACAUGAAGUUGGCAUUUUCUCAAGCUUCACUGGCAUUAACUGUUAACACGCUGCCUCCAGUGGACCGUCGUCAACUGUGCUACCUGCCACCACGCCGUUCAGACGUUGAGCAAGACCUCUACACUGACAUCUUCUCUCAGAGUCAAGAGGAAAUCCUGGAUGAUGGAGUUGGACUGUUGGUGGAGAGCUCAGGCAAUAGCUUGGAUGACGACUCUGAGAACUUCAGUAAGAUCGAUGAAUGCAGAAAGAGUACAGAGCAGGUCGCUGCUUUCUGCCGCAGUCUCCAUGACAUGAAUCCUUCAGAGUGUGGGUCCUCUUCACCGAGCCCGGACUCGCCCUUUCCACCUCCUGCCACUCCCCGACAGCUGUCUGAUGCCGACAAACUCCGCAAAGUCAUCUGUGAACUGGUGGAGACGGAACGCACCUAUGUCAAAGAUCUUAAUUGCCUCAUCGGGAGAUAUUUAACCCCACUGCAGAAAGAGACCUUCCUCACUCAGGAUGAGCUGGAUGUGCUCUUUGGGAACUUGCCUGAAAUGGUGGCGUUCCAAGUCGAGUUUCUCAAGACCCUGGAAGAUGGGACCAGACUAGUGCCAGAUCUUGAGAAGCUGGAGAGAGUGGAUCAAUUUAAGAAAAUCCUCUUUUCCCUUGGAGGCUCCUUCCUGUACUAUGCAGACCGGUUUAAGAUCUACAGUGCAUUCUGUGCAAGCCACACCAAAGUCCCCAAGGUCCUUGUAAAGGCGAAAAUUGAUCCUGAUUUCAAAGCCUUCCUGGACGAGCGUAACCCCAAGCAGCAGCACUCAUCCACGCUAGAGUCAUACCUAAUCAAGCCCAUCCAGAGGGUGCUGAAGUACCCCCUCCUGCUUAGGGAACUCUACUCACUGACAGACCCAGAGAGCGAGGAGCACUACCACCUGGAUGUUGCCAUGAAAGCGAUGAACAAAGUGGCCAGCCACAUCAACGAGAUGCAGAAGAUCCAUGAGGAGUUCGGAGCUGUGUUCGACCAGCUCAUCACCGAACAGACAGGCGAAAAGAAGGAGGUGGCUGAUCUAUCGAUGGGCGACCUGCUUCUGCACACCAGUGUCACCUGGAUCAACCCACCUCCCUCCUUAGGAAAGUGGAAGAAAGAGCCUCACAUGGCAACAUUUGUGUUCAAAACAGCUGUGGUCUUUGUAUGCAAGGACGGGUCCAAACAGAAAAGGAAAAUGGGCGGCUCCCAUCGAGUCUCUGUAUCUUCAGAAGAGAAAGACCCCUUUCGAUUCCGUCACAUGAUUCCAACUAACGCCCUUCGAGUCAGAUCCUUGGCAAAUACAGAAGGUGAGGGCUCUGCCGUGUGUGAGAUUGUCCACACAAAGUCUGAGUCAGAGGGACGGCCGGAGCGUGCGUUUCAGCUGUGCUGCAGCUCUCCAGAGAGCAGGAAAGACUUUCUCAAGACUGUCCAUUCCAUCCUGAGGGAGAAACACCGCCGGCAACUCCUGAAAACAGAGAGUUUACCCCUCAACCAGCAGUAUGUGCCCUUUGGAGGAAAGCGCCUAUGUGCCCUGAAGGGGGCGCGUCCCACCAUAAAUAGAGCAGCAUCCGCCCCAACCAGGACUCUUGGCAGGAGGAAGCUUGUGCGAAACCGUUUCACCAUUGACACAGACAUUGUUUUUGAUGGAGAGUCUGAACAGGACCUCAACUCCUCUCCAGACCAGGAUUCAGGUCAGCUACCACAGGGGGAGGAACCUGACCAGCAGCAGUUAACGGCUGAUACUGACCGCUGGGUGGAAGAACAGUUCGAUCUCGAUGAAUAUGAGGAUUCAGAAGAGGUGAAGGAAACUGACAUCCUGAGUGAUGAGGACGUGUUCUGCCACACACCUCGACUGUUAUCCACCGAAGAUGACCUCGAGGCCUCAAUCACAGCUUUGUCUUUGGAGGGUGAGGAAACGGAGGGGAGUGAAGACUUAAUGUCACCUGUAACUGGCGAGAUAGCUGAGGAUUCAAAGGUAUGUGAUGUGGGGAUCCAGGGGAAUGAAGGGAUGGAAAAGAUGGAGGAGGACAUUUGGGUCCGUCGGGAGCAGUCGGACUGUGGUACUUAAAAACACGAAGGUCUAUGUGAGAGUGCGCGUGAUGGCUUUACACAGGCUCAUUAAAAGAAACAUCAUCAGUUCCCAAAAACAAUGCAUGGGCCCUACCGCUAUUAGAAGAUGUAUCCAUCUUUAAAAAACAAAAUGCUUUUUGUGCAGGUGAAAUUAUCACUGGAGCAAUACCGGAGCCCAGAGUGUGGGAGCAUUAUCCCAAAUCAGAUGCUGUCAAGUACAAGUGUAAGCUUUGGUAACUGUACAAUCAUGGAACCUAAUCAGUGGCUUUGAUUGGCAUGGUUUGCACAUUGAGGCAGUGUUCUGUAGUCCUGCCUGCUCUUGCCAAAUUUGGAUAUUGUGAUAACAUUAAUAUAUGUUUUGUCUGUGUGACUAAGAGGCAUAUAUAUAUAUAUAUAUAUAUAUAUAUAUAUAUAUAUAUAUAUAGUCAAGGGCUGCAUAUUAUUUGUCCUUACAGAAAUAGAGUAAAUAACCGCAAAGAACGGUUCAGUCUCGUAUAGUUUAUUGUAGUUGUAUUUUUUCACAUGAAUAUACACUGACAUGGUACAGGAACAGAUUUCAGCCUAUGUAUUAGUUUGAGCUCCUGUUUUACAGACUUAAUGGUAUGAUUUUAGCCUGACAAAUAUUUAGUUUGUUUUAUUAAAUGUAAUAACUGAAAUAUAAUAGCUCCUGUGUCACAGAGGCUCAGGAUUUUUUUAAAUGUGUUAACUUACUGUAAUCCUGUUUUACUUGAAUUUGCUGUUUCUUUUUUUUAUUUAAUGUGAAACCAUUUUCUUAUAUUUUCCCUUUUGGCUUUCAGUAUUGACAUUUAAAGGAUAUGUCUAUUUUUAACACUUCACAUUCUGUAUUGUAGAGCAUUCACCCAGCAGGCAUUGUUGUCUUCAGAAAGUGGUAAUGCUUUUAUUUAUUCACAUUAAAGUGUAAGUUAUCAAAACAACCUAAGUUAUAUAUUUUUCCACAAGGAAAGUCCAAAUUUGCUUAAGCAAUCAAUUGAGAAAAUGUGUGAAUUGUAAGGGGAGUCAUAAAUGUCAACAUGUCAUGCUAAGACUGCAUUUUUAUUACUUUGUAUAUAGAAAAUGUAUUGAUAUCAUAAUAAAUGCAUAAACCUGUUUCUUACUUA